UCGCAACGCUCAUCGGUACGCGUUGUUGCGUUGUGCGUUUGCCAAUACAUGAGCAAGUCGUCCAUCGAAUUGGAAUGGAGGAAUUUGUUUCAUCAUCCAGUCGAAGAUGACAAACCAGCGCCCAAGGCAGCACACGCCCUGUCGACCAACGCAAUGUCUGUCGCCACGACUGCCACGUCAAAGCCUCCACCAAAGUCCAAACCAAACCUGGUCCCCGGGAAGCCAGCGGCAAAAGAAGCUGCGUGCUUCAUGACCGAGGAGCAGCUUCUACGGCUCAUCGAUGCCAUCUCGCACGUGAAAGCCGGCGGACAGGGUGUCCAAGCCAAGGUCGACAAGCGCGCGGCCAUGCCAGGGGACGCCCGCAAGUCACCGUCGUGCAACACAAAACCAGCGGUGGCACCGCCACCACUCAAACCAAAGGCGACAUUUAUUCGAGACGCGAUACCACUUGCCCUGCAAGCAAUGACCGAAACCAUGCAGAUGGCACUGCAGCGCGGAGGAGAUGGUGAUCACAGCGGCAUCUGGAUGACGUCGCGUGAACUCGAGACUGUCGUCGACGCGUUCUUGACAACCUCGUCCGACUUCCACGGUGCCGCCGAGCCCUCCUUGGUGGGCGUUCCCUCUCCAGACUUGAGCGAACAGCUCACGACAAGCACCGCAACGUGCCAUUUGUGCUUAUCAAGUACCUCGGAACAUUGGUGUUGCGAAUGCUCCACUGCACUGUGUCCGCAAUGCCUUCAGGACGUUUGCUGCAACCAACUGCGACACCACGUCGAAGUGUACGUGCCGACGCUCUCUGCCUCGACGAAUCUUGGCGUCCAGCGUCGUGGCGAAAAGCAGCUAAAGCUAGCCGAGAAGCAAGCCGACCUGAAAUUCGUACCUCUGGUCGUCGGAUCCGCGCUGCUGGAUCAGCUUCGGACGACUCGCUUGGCCGGUUGUGACGGGAAGGCUUUGAAGCAGUUUUGCAUGUUGCUGAAAAAGCAAAUUGAAAUGCAACCAAUGUCCAAGUUUGAAUUCCUUGAUCGCUCAUGCAUUACAGCAUGGAGCCCGGAAGAAGUGCGGGGUUUUCUUGAUGUGCUGCGCAUCCCGUCGGAUGCGUUUGCCGACCGGAAUGUGGCUGGCGACCAAUUCCUGCGGCUAUCUGUGCCCGCUCUGCAUGACACGUAUGGCAUCACUGGCAGCUUCCCUCUCCAUCGGUGCCUCUUUUACCGGUCGUUGCUAUCGUUUAUGGAUCAAUGGGUUCGGUCCCAGCCUCCAGCAAAAGCAAAACCCCCAGCUCGAGCUCAAGCCGCGCCAACUGUCCCUGCAAAGCCGUGGGUAAAGCGCAAGAAGAAAGCCAACAGGUUUGUUUGGGGCGAUCCUGUCGAGCCACGGUCUGCCAACCAUGGGCGGCAAGCACCUUCUCAAACGACAAACGCCGUCGCCACAAAGAAUGCAUUGCCUCGUGCUUUCAAUGCAAGCACCGACCAACUGAACGAGCCGGCCAGUACCAUACCCCGAGGAAAACAACGCACACGCCCACCCACCGUGCCAGCUGCACUAUCGCCGGUGACAAAAGUUCAUUCGAGCACAGAUGAAGAUUUCGUUCAGCAAUUACAAAACGAGAUGAACGAUGUGCAUAUUCCCACCACAGCCUCACCACGACCAUCGACAUCGAUGCCUCGCCAGGAGGCGGUAUCUCGCACAACAAUACCCCGCAGCUCGCUUGGACAGCUUCAGCAAACGAUGUCCGACCUCGUCCAACGACUUGAAGUCGCGCAGUCCUUACCAACGUCAGACGAUGCCAUUUUGACUCGCAUUGCCGCGGCCAAUGCCCUUGUCCACAAGGUGCUCCACAUGACUCCGCACGAGUUGAGCGCGGAAUGCCCCGUCGAUGUCCUCCGACCCAUUGUCCUGGAAAUCGAAGACAGAAUGAACCGACCACAGAAAGCAUCGGUGCCGCACAAGCGUGAGAGGCACACGAACGCCCCAGUCCAACUGCGUGAAGCAAAGCACUUGAACAAGUGGACGUUUGACAUGCCUGAGCCUGUCGUGCCAGCGACAACUGUGGCGGCCCCGGGGCCGUCGGACUACAACACGGACAACGUUCGAGCGUUUCCCAUGCAAAAGCCGAGCAAACAGAAACAACCCACGAAACCCAUGACAAGCGCGAGAAGAGUGCAAUCGAUGUUGUCGAAUCUUGGAUUUCAUCCUGCGACAACUUCGACGACCGCAGCUUCCACUCGAGUAAGCACCAGAAUGACCCGUCCAACAAGGGUGGAAGGCGACGACGAUGACGUGCUGGAUUCGCCGCCGCCAUUUGACGUCGCAGAGUUCGUGGCGGAAGAAGUCCAAUCUCGCCCUUCCGCCUUUCACACCAACACACCGGCGUCGCGUCUGUACUCGACAUCGUUCCUGGACGAUCCAGCACUCAAACCACUGCACACCAGCACAACGUCGGCCUGGCAAACCAUGCGAAAGAAAUACACCCCCGUGGAGGUGCAGACAGCGUCGGAUUUUUGCAAUCCUGCACGCGAAAAUGCCACGGGAAUGCGCAUCGAAACGCCGUUGAAAAAGACGAAACCAGCGAGCUCAGAUAAACCAAAAAAGCCCAAAGACAGUCACGACCACUCGGUGCAGGAACGACCAGACCAUGUCGUCGCUGAUGUGGAGAACGCGACGAAAGCACAAGCCGAUACCACGCCCCAUCCUUCAGCAACUGUCGCAGCAGGGAACGCUGUGCAAUGGGCCAAGAGAAUUCAUGCAUCGUACACGCCGCUAGUGCGCACCGAGUCGCGAUAGGGUCCGAAUCUGUAACGAAAUCCCAUUUACUGCUUGAACCAAACACUGGGCGGCUCUGCCCAUGGAGGGAACGGUAUGUGGACUUUGCACAGCGUCCUUAAACGAGCACGGCUUCCCGUCGCAACAGCAUCAUGGAGCCCAGGGUUUCAGCGUAUCGUUCAAAAUGGUCUUGAAUCUGCCGUUGGUGGCCGCGAUCGCGCAAGCUAGCGCAGUACGACGUGACGAGUUGGUUGGUUGUCGAGUCAAAGUAGCCGACUUCAACCAUCGAGUCGGUGCAUGUGUCGAGUGCGACAGGGUAGUCCAGCCACCGUGCCACCGCCGUUUCCGUAAGACGCAAUGGCAUUUCCGUUGAGACAGCCGUGACGAUUUCGCUUGCCAAUG
Aphanomyces invadans is the source of this 3162-nucleotide messenger RNA. RefSeq lists its product as hypothetical. The transcript has 11 exons. The coding region runs from base 49 to 2781 and encodes 910 amino acids. Lineage: Eukaryota; Oomycota; Saprolegniomycetes; Saprolegniales; Verrucalvaceae. The record is from RefSeq and is a predicted model, not a curated record.